Spinacia oleracea (spinach) is the source of this 1860-nucleotide messenger RNA. RefSeq lists its product as uncharacterized. The coding region runs from base 1 to 1860 and encodes 619 amino acids. NCBI's taxonomy places the organism in Eukaryota, Viridiplantae, Streptophyta, Magnoliopsida, Caryophyllales, Amaranthaceae. The transcript has a single exon. The record is from RefSeq and is a predicted model, not a curated record. Gene Ontology annotation, biological process: phototropism.
AUGGAUCAAAUUCAUGAUCUUAAAAACACACCAAAACCAAUGUUUGAAGUCAUAGAUCCCUCCAUUGUUAGAGCUCAAUUCAUAGGUAAAAGAGACGUUUCCUUCUCUUCUUACAUGCAUCAAUCUCAAAAUAAUCAUCAUCAAAACAAGUAUACUCCUCAAAUGGGUCCAACCAGAGCCGAGGAAUCCGAUCAAAUCAGCAUUUUUGAUGCAGCAAAGUACUUCAGUGAUGGUCAUGACAACCAAAAAGAACAACACCAACAACAAAACUUGAAAGGGGAUCGAGUAGGACUCGAUCCCCUGGUUUCAAUCCCCGCAAGAUUUUCCUCCGUAUCAUCGUCUGUGGACGAUAACGGGAGUAACUAUGGGGGGAGAAAUAGUGGUAACUAUAGAGCAAGGUCAUUCCACGCAACUCCAACAGCCUCCUCAGAGGCUAGUUGGAAUAGCCAGACGGGUUUAUUAGCAAACCCGCCUGGCUCUAUUGGUGUUUGUCUCACCAAAAACUUGUCCCCUAAUAGUAGUACUACUAGUAAUACUACUAGUACUACUACUAGUAACGCCACCCCGAGGUGGCCUAGGAUAAGCUCGAAAUGGCUUAUCCCUAGACGAAAAUGCCCGUGUUCGGGGAAGAAAUCGGUCCAAGUAGAAGAGAGGAACGAGUCCAACACGCCGAGGAUGGUUGAUUUAAGGCGGAGUACUUCUUCAAAUGGUAGUGCAACAAAUUACCUAUCUUCCUCUUGGUACUCUCCUAGACAAAACAGUCCCAAAAAAGUUGGUAUACAAUUAGAGCCGUCUAAGAACAACAACUUAAACUUCAAUAAUCUAAAACCCCCAAACGGAAUCAACCACAACCACAACCACAACCACCACCACUCCAACGGUGGUGGUUUUUCGACGAAUGUCUCGAAUCCCAAGGUGGUAGCAGUGGGACCCUUGAAGUCUUUUACUAAUCAUUCAGAAAUCAUUGGUACUACUGCUACUACUACUGUCACUACUCCUGCUGCUGCUGCUAGUGCUGGUACUACUCCUACUAGUACUAGUACUAAUACGAAUGGUUUUACAUUUCCGAUCCUCGAGAACCCGCCUGUCGGGGUGAAGAAGAUGUUCAACGUGAUAGCCGAGCCGGCUAGGGACUCAUUGGAGGUGUACCAACCAAGGAGCCAUUCGAGUCCAAAGUCGCGAAGAAUGAGCUACGAAGACGACAAUGUGCUUAGUGAUGGGAGUUCAGACUUGUUUGAGAUUGAGAGCUUUUCUACGACGUAUCCUUGUAGGGAUUCAAUGGAUGAGUUGAUUGUUCCGGCUUCGAGUUUCAACACUAGUACAAUGAGGAGACUUGGGAUUGUUUGUAGAAGUAACAACAACAACAACAACAACAACAACAACAACAAUAAUAGUAACAAUGUGGAUGAACAUGAUGGUAUGGAUGAGCCUAUGACACCUUCUGUAGCACAUACGGAAUGUUAUGCUCCUAGUGAAGUGAGCAUUGAUUGGAGUGUCACCACCGCCGAGGGCUACGACCGUGCUAGCCUCACCAACUUCUCCGUCUCGGCCUCGGAAGUCGGGUUGUACGCUGCUGCCGCCAUGAGACGGGAGUCGGAAAGAAAUAAUGGUAAUGGUAAUUGUAAUGGUGGGGGUGGGGGUGGGGGUGGUGAGGAUAAGAGGAGUAAAGGAGGUGGGAAAGGGAAUAAUAAUGGUGGUGGGUUGUUGAGCUGUCGGUGUGAGAAGGCGGUUAGUGUAGGACCGGGACCAAUAAAGUGCUCGGCCGAGGGGGGCCCACCGAUCACGGCGAGGCAUGUGAGUGGUAGGCCAACACAACAGCCUCAUGGAGUAGCAGCCCAUGUCAAUGGGAGGUGGAAAUAG